Messenger RNA from Monodelphis domestica (gray short-tailed opossum), 9378 nucleotides. The record is from RefSeq and is a predicted model, not a curated record. Lineage: Eukaryota; Metazoa; Chordata; Mammalia; Didelphimorphia; Didelphidae.
GGAGACCAUGAAGAAAUUCAACAUCAGGAAGGUGCUGGACGGUCUGACAGCCGGCUCUUCGUCGUCGUCCUCGCAACAGCAGCAGCAACAGCAGCAGCAGCAGCAGCAGCCUGGAAGCCGGGAGAACGAAGUGCAGGAAACGCUCCAGUCCGAGCACUUCCAGCUCUGCAAGACUGUUCGACAUGGAUUCCCCUAUCAACCCUCAGCUUUGGCAUUUGAUCCUGUGCAGAAGAUCCUGGCAGUUGGAACUCAGACUGGUGCUUUAAGGCUAUUUGGUCGACCAGGAGUAGAAUGUUAUUGCCAACAUGACAGUGGUGCUGCAGUAAUCCAGCUCCAGUUCCUGAUUAAUGAGGGAGCUCUUGUGAGUGCCUUGGCUGAUGACACCUUACAUUUGUGGAAUUUACGUCAGAAGAGACCUGCCAUAUUGCAUUCACUGAAAUUUAGCAGAGAAAGGAUAACAUUUUGCCACCUGCCUUUCCAGAGCAAGUGGCUCUAUGUGGGCACAGAAAGAGGUAACAUACAUAUUGUCAAUGUUGAAUCCUUCACACUCUCAGGCUACGUCAUUAUGUGGAAUAAAGCCAUUGAGCUGUCAUCUAAAUCUCACCCAGGACCUGUUGUCCAUAUAAGUGAUAAUCCAAUGGAUGAGGGAAAGCUUUUGAUUGGCUUCGAAUCUGGAACAGUAGCAUUAUGGGACCUCAAAUCAAAGAAAGCAGAUUAUAGGUACACACAUGAUGAGGCUAUCCACUCAGUUGCCUGGCACCAUGAAGGAAAACAAUUCAUUUGUAGUCAUUCAGAUGGCACUUUGACUAUAUGGAAUGUAAAAUCUCCUACCAAACCUGUACAAACAAUUACUCCACAUGGAAAGCAAUUAAAGGAUGGGAAAAAACCUGAACCAUGCAAACCUAUCCUCAAGGUGGAAUUCAAAACGACUAGAUCUGGGGAGCCAUUUAUUAUUCUAUCAGGAGGUUUGUCCUAUGAUACUGUUGGAAGAAGACCUUGUUUAACAGUUAUGCAUGGGAAAAGCACUGCUGUGCUAGAAAUGGACUAUUCAAUUGUUGACUUUCUUACACUCUGUGAAACUCCAUACCCAAAUGAUUUUCAAGAACCAUAUGCUGUGGUUGUCCUUCUGGAAAAAGACUUAGUACUUAUAGACCUUGCACAAAAUGGGUAUCCCAUAUUUGAAAAUCCCUACCCCUUGAGUAUACAUGAAUCUCCUGUUACCUGUUGUGAAUAUUUUGCUGAUUGUCCUGUAGAUGUUAUUCCUGCACUUUAUUCUGUUGGAGCCAGACAGAAACGCCAAGGUUACAGCAAAAAGGAGUGGCCUAUUAGUGGAGGUAACUGGGGAUUGGGUACUCAGAGUUACCCAGAAAUUAUCAUUACAGGACAUGCAGAUGGGUCCAUCAAGUUCUGGGAUGCCUCUGCAAUAACACUUCAAGUACUAUAUAAGCUAAAAACAUCGAAAGUAUUUGAAAAAUCAAGAAAUAAAGAUGACAGACUGAACACAGACAUCGUGGAUGAAGAUCCAUAUGCCAUUCAGAUAAUUUCAUGGUGUCCAGAAAGUAGAAUGCUUUGUAUUGCUGGUGUCUCAGCACAUGUCAUUAUCUAUCGAUUCAGCAAACAGGAAGUGACAACAGAAGUGAUUCCGGUAAUGGUUUCUUAUAUGCUUGAAAUAAGACUAUUAUAUGAGAUAAAUGAUGUGGACUCACCUGAGCUUGAACAAGUUCCACCAUUGCCAACACCUGUGGGAGGUUCUAAUCCUCAACCUAUUCCUCCUCAGUCUCAUCCAUCAACUAGUAGCAGUUCAUCUGAUGGACUUCGUGAUAAUGUACCAUGUUUAAAGGUUAAAAGCUCUCCUUUCAAGCAGUCUCCAGGGUAUCAGGCAGAGCUAGUUAUUCAACUUGUGUGGGUAGGUGGAGAACCACCACAACAAAUAACUAGCCUUGCUGUAAAUUCUUCCUAUGGCAUAGUAGUUUUCGGCAAUUGUAAUGGUAUUGCAAUGGUUGACUAUCUCCAGAAAGCUGUGCUUCUCAACCUCGGUACCAUUGAAUUAUAUGGUUCUAAUGAUCCUUAUCGAAGAGAACCCCGAUCGCCACGCAAAUCUCGACAACCAUCAGGAGCUGGUCUUUGUGAUAUCAAUGAAGGGACUAUAGUACCAGAGGAUCGUUGCAAGUCACCAACUUCUGGUUCUACGUCGCCAAACAAUUCUGAUGAUGAACAAAAAGUGACUAAUUUUAUAGAAAAGGUGAAGACCAAAAGCAGAAAAUUUUCCAAGAUGGUAGCCAAUGAUAUCGCCAAGAUGUCAAGGAAGUUAAGCUUACCUACAGAGCUGAAGCCUGAUUUAGAUAUAAAAGACAAUUCCUUCAGUCGGUCACGGAGUUCAAGUGUAACCAGUAUUGACAAAGAAUCCCGAGAAGCAAUUUCAGCUCUUCAUUUCUGUGAAACUUAUACAAGAAAGACUGAUUCUUCACCUUCCCCAUGUUUAUGGGUUGGGACUACUUUGGGUACAGUGCUUGUCAUUGCAUUGAACAUUCCUCCAGGUGGAGAACAGAGACUUCUUCAGCCAGUAAUUGUAUCUCCAAGUGGUACCAUAUUGAGAUUAAAAGGGGCAAUCCUAAGAAUGGCAUUUCUAGAUAAUACAGGAUGUUUAGUGCCACCAGCAUAUGAACCCUGGAGAGAAUACAAUGUCUCUGAAGAAAAAGAUGAAAAGGAUAAGUUGAAAAAACGGCGACCUGUCUCUGUAUCUCCCUCUUCCUCUCAGGAAAUCAGUGAAAACCAAUAUGCAGUGAUUUGUUCUGAGAAGCAGGCAAAAGUGAUCUCACUGCCAACCCAGAACUGUGCUUAUAAGCAAAAUAUAACAGAGACCUCAUUUGUUCUUCGUGGAGAUAUAGUGGCAUUGAGCAAUAGUAUUUGCCUUGCAUGUUUCUGUGCCAAUGGACAUAUUAUGACUUUCAGUUUGCCAAGUUUAAGACCAUUGUUGGAUGUGUAUUACCUGCCACUUACCAACAUGAGGAUAGCAAGAACAUUCUGCUUCACCAACAAUGGACAAGCAUUAUAUCUUGUCUCACCUACAGAAAUUCAGAGACUCACCUACAGUCAAGAAACUUGUGAAAAUCUACAGGAAAUGUUAGGUGAACUCUUCACUCCUGUAGAAACACCUGAAGCACCAAACAGGGGAUUUUUUAAAGGCUUGUUUGGAGGUGGCGCACAAUCCCUUGACAGAGAAGAACUCUUUGGAGAAUCAGCAUCUGGAAAAGCCUCCAGGAGUCUUGCUCAACACAUCCCUGGUCCUGGUGGUAUUGAAGGUGUUAAAGGAGCAGCAUCUGGAGUAGUUGGUGAAUUGGCUAGAGCCAGGUUAGCCCUGGAUGAAAGAGGACAGAAACUUGGUGAUCUUGAAGAAAGGACAGCUGCAAUGCUCUCAAGUGCAGAUUCAUUCUCUAAACAUGCUCAUGAGAUGAUGUUGAAGUACAAAGAUAAAAAGUGGUACCAGUUUUGAAAGCCAGAAUCCAGUAAUAUUCAACUUUGUCUGGAAGGGGGGGAAGACCCCUUUUUUCUUUCCAUUAAUUUCUUUUAAGACAGAAUUGAAGGAGUAUUCACCACUGGAUAUUGUUCUUUCCUAGCACAAUCAUGCACUGUUUUACCUCAGUCAUGUGUCUUUAACUGAGGAGUAUUGUAUUUAAAAUUCACACACAUACAACUGGAGUAUUCAUGUGUGUCUCAGCCAUGAAUUAACAGCUUGAGAAUUGAACAGGUCACAGAGGACACAUGAAGAGGAAAAGAGAAAAUUGGCACAAAAUGGCAGUGGCAGUCAUGGAUCAGUCCUUUACUAAAAUUUCACAUGCCUGGAGGUUUUGUGCUCAUGUAUCAGCCAUCACUGCUGAGUUUCUUUUAAGGAGAGGCAGUAAAUCAGGGAUUCUGGAACUAGAACAGUCAUAUUUGCAUCAUUGAACUGAACUAUUAACAGCUGUCAUGAACUUCCCCUUUCCUCAAGUGGAUCAUCAUUAUCAUUAGUGAAGAGGAGUUAAACUACUACCAACUGGUGAGACAAAAUUAAAGUAUUGACUACUGAUAAUGAAAACAAACAUAGUUUACCUAUGAAUGGGCUAUUCUUGGAUCUUUGUGGUUGUAUUCUGUAUUCAGACCAUAUUCUGUCAAAUAUAAAACAAGGAGAUGAAUCACUUUUUAUGGAAAAGUGAAGAGAACAUGAAUGAACUCAUUUCUGGAAAUUUUUAUGUAAAAUGGCUAUGCAGUGUGAAAAGUGAAAAACCUCCAUUGUGGUGAGGAGAAUACUUCAGUGUCUGUUGUUUUUGUUCUCAUUAAUUCAGCUAACAGUAGUUUUGACCAAAAAAAGUUAAUUGGUUAAAUUUGUAAAAUGUUAAAAUUGGCUAAGGUUUUAAUUUAUGCUUGAAUUUUUUAUAAAAUGUUUAACCAAAUGUACCUUUGCAUCUAUUUAAUUAAAAUUGCUAACAUGGUUUCAUUAUUUCAGUAAAAUGUGCAGCUCCAUAAUUGGGGGGGGGGGUGAGGCUUUAUUUGCUAUCAGUACACUCAGGUGAUGAGCCAGUUAAAACUUACUGCACAUACUAUCACAAUGAAAAUACCAAGCAUCUAGUGUCAAUAAUUAACUAUAUAUGAAUCUAUCUGAUGACCUAUUUUCUGUAGAAUUAAUAUAUUAUAAAUCUGUCAAUGUCCUUUCAAAAUUUUAAUGAGCCAAAAGAGAAGAAAAUGUACUUUUUGGAAACUAAAUUAUUAUUAUUUCCUGUACUAGGGUCUCAUACCAAAUAAGACCUGCAAUGAAAAUUUAAGAACUGAUUUCCCAGUAUAGUGUUAAGAACUGAAAAGAAUUGACUGAUUAGAUUUGGAAGCAAUCUCACAUCAUUAAAUCAAACUUAAUACAGUGAGAUUCUCAACUGCUGUGUUAAAGCAGUUAAAGAGAAGUACAUAAUAGGAGCACUAAAAUUAAUGUUCAUAAAAUUAAAAUAUUUUGUUCUGUAAGUAAUUAUUGUCUUGUUUUUUCUUUAAGAAAUAGAGCACAACUUGAUAGUAUACAUGAUUUUUUUUUCUCCUUUAGGGUCAUUAAGGUAUACUUCCAACACCUUAACUUUAUAGGGUUUGUGAUAGAUUUUUCCCCCUCUAACCAUUUCAUAAUGAAACUUUUAUGUUUACAUCUCACAAAAAAGUGCACUACUGGACAAAAAUGUUUACAUUCAGGUUGGUUUUAAAAUAUUUGACAAAGACAUAAUAUAAAAGUUGAUCAAACCAAUUUAAAAACAGCAGCAGCCUAUUUCUGAAGAAAACUUUUUAGAAUUUGAAAAUAGCUCGGGUAAUUAACUUGUUAUUUUAUUUAAUUAACAUCUCUAUGAUGAAAAUGUAAUAAUUCACAAAUUGCUUUAUUUGUAUCAUAUUCCUAUAUCCUACCAUUCUGUGCUAUGUUAUCAUAGAAGAUAUUUAAUAACUCUUUUAAAAAACAGUUCAACAUACACCAUGGAAAACGUUAACAGAUUUGGAAAAGUUGAUGGGAAGCACUAAGAAAAAUAUUUUAUGUUUUCACCUUGUGGAUUGUAUUAGUACAACCAUUUAAUAUGCCACAGGAUUAUUUUAUGUCUAUCAAUUAUUUUAGAUUACCCAUCAUAUAUAAAAUAAACUAUUAAUUGUUUUAUUUACUACAAAUGAGGGAAAUUUGUUAAAUUUUACAUAACUAAUAUAGAAAGACGUUGUUAUGUUUGACAUUUUUUCUUCAUUAAAUUUUUUGUCAUUGUUAAGAUGGCAAAUUAAAAAUUAACUUUAAGAUUAGAAAGCUAAAUUCAUUUUAAACAUAAUAUUGGAACUUUUUCAGGGAUUUUCUUCAGUUUUUGAUGGGGGAGACAACCUGUUGUCAUGGUCACAGUUCUUUAACAAUUAUCUUACAGAAAAAGAUGUUUUUUGUUCUACUUAAUCUUCAGUAAGAAAAAAAAGACUACAAUAAUGAUAACAGUUCUUUAUUGAAUAUCCUACAGAAGGUGAUUCUCUUUUGAGAAGUACAACUUUACUUUUCUUUUUUUUCUCUUAAAAAAAAUGUAAAAAGUCACCAGCAAGCCAUGGAAAAAAGUCAGGGGAUAUGUAUAAGACUUCAUGUUAAAAGCAAAGAAUCAGAAUAUUAAAAGUGUUUAGUGCACUUCUUUCAUCUUUUCCUUAAUAUUAUUCUUUGUCUUAUUUGUUCUAACUUUCACAUCAUUGAAGUAUUAAUUGUUUAAUAUGUCAAAAAGCAAAUGGUUUCUCCAUGUAUUACCCAAUUCAUCUCAUUUUUCUAAACUAAAAUUCACACAAAGACAUGUAUGUAUGUCUGUGUGUGUACAUACAUAUAUGUCUGUGUAUUUUUAAUACACAUAUAUGCUUGGAAAGGAAUUUGUGAGACAACUCUCUUAUUGUAUUUUCUGAUAUUUGAAGAAUCUUGUGUAGUAUGUCUGUAUGAUGUUUGGAAAGAGGGGUAUCAUAAUCUCCUUGAUUUGCAUUUUGGUCAUAGAAAAAAAAUUAAUGUUUUGGGGAGAGAUAAAUGAAGAUACAAUGGAGCUAUUAUUAAAUUCUCUUAAUUUCCUUUUUGUUGGGAGUUCAAAAAACUGCUGCUAUUUAUCUGUUAUAUGUAGCUUAUUACAUUUAAUUGCAUUCAGUGCUUUCAAUUGAAGCUUUUUUUUAAUUCUACCAAAUUGUAGAUUCUUUUUAAUGUUACUUGAUGUAAAUACAUGUGUGUUUCCAACAAGUCUGAAAGUGUUCCAUAUGUUUAAAUAGCAAGGUUGGGUUGGGGAAGAGGGUGAUUAUUUGGACAACACCAUAGAUUUCAAGGUUUUAUCUGAUUUGUAUUGUAUUUCCAUUUAUGUUUGCUCAAGACACUUUUCAUAUGACAAAUUAGAAAGCUAUAUCCAAAGGUAGGUUUUUUUUUUUUUUUGUGGCAGAGACUUCUAUUAACUUUUUUUUUUGCUUAAUAAAAAGCACUGAUAUUACCUGAAUUUAAACUUGAAUUUUUUUCUGCACUUUUUAAAGAAAUGAAACUUUUUAUUAUAAUUUGAUUUUUCCACAUUUCCUAGUUCAAAUAAAAUAGUACAUGUGUAUAACACACCAAAAUCAUAGCAAUGAGUCUAGGUUUACUUUUAAAAAUUAGAUGAUUACGAGUUUAAAAAACCUUUGAGAGGAAGUUUUUCAAGGAUAAAAUAUAUAUUUAAAUAUAAAUAUAUAUAUAUACAUAUAUAUAUAAAACCAUUUGCUGUAUGUCAGCAUUCUCAGUCUUAAAUUAUUGCAACACUUUCAGAUUUGUUUCAAGAUCAUACAGUAAUAAUGUUAUAUUUAUACAUACUGCUAAAGAAUAUACUUUUAGUUUUCAAAUGAAAUUUUUAUAUAUGUAAUUUUAAUUUAAGAAAAGAUGAACUUGUUAAGUUUAAGUCAGAGUACUUAAAAAGUAUGUAUAUUAUCCAUACAAAAAGUUAUGUUAUACGCUUAUAAUAAGAAAUAUAUUCGUAUCUCAUAUCGAGAUACAAGUAAUUAAAAAUUUACCAUACUUCACUAGAAAUCUUUCACACAUUUGGCAGGAUAAUAUCAUAGGUCUUGUAACCCUUCUUUUCAACGUUCUCAAUUAUUACGUUUGGGGGAGGGGAGGGAAGGAAGGGGAAAUACCCACAAACAUAGUUGCAAAAUUGUUCUCAAUAGCUGCAGCUUGCUAUUGGAUGCAUACCAUAACUUUUGUUUUAAAUAUAUAUAUAUAUAUAUUAAAUAUAAAUAGUUUUUCAGGUAUUUUCUUCAGCAUUUUAAAAUAAAUUUCCAAAAACUAAAAGAGAGUUUAUGUAUUUUUGUCUAUCAAGAAAUUUCUUUUAUAGUUGAUAGAAUUUGUUAUUUCCGUUUGAUAUUUACUAAUCAGUAUUACUGUGUAAAUUUUUUUCAAAUUUUGAUUUUGGAAAGCAUGGCACUUCUGUGACUGAUGUGCUUUUUUUUUUUUAACUCACUAGUUUGUUUAUUCACCUUGGUUGAAAUUCAUUGCUCAUAUGUUGAAACUGGUAGAUAUUUUAGAUUUUUAAAAUGGGUAUAACAAUUAUAUUUGUUCAUUUACAACUUUUGUUAAUUGAACUUUUCCUGACCCUGAAUGAUUUCUUAUGAAGGGUGACUAUGGAUCAUUUUCCCUAUGGAUAUAAAACUUUACCCCCAUAGAAGUAUCAGAUACUGUAGACAGAAAUUAAUUGUUUUGGAAAAGAAAAUUAAAAAUUAUAAAGCCUACAGUACUUUUUUCAAGAGAACUAAUCUACUUUAAUCUGUUCCCAGUUCAAAAGAUCAUAACUUUGCUUUCUACUAGUAAAAUAGUUUACUAAACUAUCCUGUAGCUAUUUGUCUCUCAUCUCCACAAACCCAUGUGUACAUCCUAGUUUCCUUCAUGUAUGAUAUUCCAAGCCAGCAAGUAAGGAUACUUUUCUGAUUUGACUACAUCUCAGAGGAAUAAUAAAUGUCAGUUAGGCCAGUAUUUUUUUCUGUGAGGAUAAUAAUUGAUAAAAAUGUAUAGUGUAUAGGUUAUGAGUAAAACAGUAUUAAUUUGGUGGGGUUUUUUGGCUCAAGCACUUAAAAUAGGAACAAGUUAUUGUGAUAGAAUAGUGUUCAUUUGAAAUUUUAGGUUUUUAAAUUGUACUUUCAUUAUGACUGGUGAAAACAUUCAUCUGAAAAUAUGCAUGUUGAAAAGUGAAAAUAAACAUAAAAGAAGGCAAUGCAAGUGGGUAUAUUGUGUUUUAAGUAUAUCCAUUUUUUUCUUUGUAAAUAAACAGUACUAUAUUACUUUAGUCUUGACCUCUACUAAAUAUAAGUAAGAGAAACAUCCUGCUUUCCAGUUAUGCUACUGCCUCAUUGUAAAAGCACCACCAAAACAUAAUAUGGUAAAGAACAAAAGUAAGUUUUUCUACCUUAGCCCAUUCACUGGGUAAGCAUGCUUAAAGUAGAGUUCUAGCUUCUGGAUACCUUAGACUGUACGUGCAGAUUUUUUUACUUCACUGAAGUUUCUUAUUUAGUUGGUCUUGCUGAGCCCCAGUUGCUGUCUUGAAGGAAAUUAUUGGAAUAUGCAUUUCAAAUAAGGUUGCAUAUCCAUUUGUCUGUAUAGUUUCAUAUAAACUACAAUCAUAUUGUUACAAACACUGAAAUGUGUUAGACAUCAUAAUUAUCUUACAUUGAUGUAAUUUAACUAUGUUAUCACAACAAAGGGUUAAAAUAAUGGAAUAUUUUUGUAAAUAAAUACCUGUCCAGCUGGUAUUUUAAAAGAAAAAUGUAUUAUAUAUGUUUCUGAAAAAAAUGUUCAUAUAUAUGUAUAUGAAUGUGUCAUUAUUCUGAAGGACUCUUAAUUGGGUAAAAUAAACUACUCAAAUCUCUCCUGAAACAAAAUAA